Molecule: messenger RNA, 4493 nt
Organism: Apus apus (common swift)
Lineage: Eukaryota; Metazoa; Chordata; Aves; Apodiformes; Apodidae
Gene: NUP58
Product: nucleoporin 58
Exons: 14
Coding region: 191-1741 (516 amino acids)
Biological process (GO): nucleocytoplasmic transport
Cellular component (GO): nuclear pore
Molecular function (GO): structural constituent of nuclear pore
Source: RefSeq, a predicted model, not a curated record
CGGCGCGCGCGCGGGCAGCGGGGCUGGCGCGCGCUCCCCGCCGCCGCUCGCGGGUUGGAAGUUGGCGCCGCGCGCGAUGCGGGACUGAGGGCGGGACUGAGGGCCCCGCCGCCCGCCCCGGGCCCGCCGCCCGCGCCCGCCGCCCGCCUUCUCCCGGCCCCGCUCUCCGGCUGCUCCCGCCGCUGCCGCCAUGUCUGCGGGCUUCUCCUUCGGCGCGGGGACCCUGGGCUCCGCGGCCGCCGCCGCCGCCGGGGCGGGAGGAGGAGGAGGCGGGGGUUUCUCCUUCGGAGCCGGCACGUCGAGCUCAACAGGAGGACUUAAUUUUGGAACUCUGGGCUCUUCCACUGCUACAGCAACUACAUCAGCUCCUUCAGUGGGCUUUGGGAGUGGACUUUUUGGAUCAAAACCAACCACUGGCUUUACACUAGGAGGCACCAGUACAGCAGGAACAGCAACAACUAUUGCUACAGGACUGACACUAGGUACACCUGCCACCACAUCAGCAGCUACCACAGGCUUUAGUUUAGGUUUCAACAAACCUGCAGGUUCAGCCACGCCAUUUGCUUUACCUGCUGCUUCUACCUCAGCGAGUGGCCUGUCACUAUCAUCUGCGCUUACAUCGACUCCUGCAGCAGGAACUACUGGCUUUACUUUAAAUUUGGGUGGCACAACUGCUCCAACUACAACUGCCUCCACAGGCCUUUCCUUAGGAGGAGCAUUAGCAGGUUUAGGAGGUUCACUCUUCCAGAAUACAAGCACAGCAGCAACAGGACUUGGGCAGAAUGCUCUGAGUUUGACUCUGGGGACAACUACGACUGCUUCAACUACUGCUAGUGAAGGUCUUGGUGGCAUUGAUUUUAGUAGUUCUUCAGACAAAAAGAGUGACAAAACUGGAGCAAGACCAGAGGAUAGCAAAGCCCUAAAGGAUGAAAAUCUACCUCCAGUAAUCUGUCAAGAUGUAGAAAAUCUACAGAAAUUUGUGAAAGAACAAAAACAAGUUCAGGAAGAAAUUAGUAGAAUGUCCUCUAAAGCAAUGCUUAAAGUACAAGAAGACAUUAAAGCUUUGAAACAGCUUCUGUCUGUAGUUGCCAGUGGAUUACAAAGGAACACUCUUAAUAUUGACAAGCUGAAAGUGGAAACUGCACAGGAACUAAAGAAUGCAGAAAUAGCAUUGCGAACACAGAAGACUCCUCCUGGUCUCCAGCAUGAAAAUACAGCCCCAGCAGACUACUUCAGAAUCUUGGUCGAGCAGUUUGAAGUACAACUGCAGCAAUACAGGCAACAAAUAGAAGAACUGGAAAAUCAUCUUGCUACUCAAGCAAAUAAUUCUCAUAUAACUCCCCAAGAUUUGUCUAUGGCUAUGCAGAAAAUCUAUCAAACAUUUGUAGCUUUAGCUGCACAACUUCAAUCAAUACAUGAAAACGUAAAGAUGCUUAAAGACCAAUACCUUGGCUACAGGAAAACCUUUCUGGGAGAUGCCAUGGAUGUGUUUGAGGCCAGACGAGCAGAAGCUAAGAAGUGGCAGAGCGCGCCACGUGUUACCACGGGACCGACUCCUUUCAGCAACAUACCAAAUGCAGCAGCCGUUGCCAUGGCUGCAACACUUACUCAGCAGCAACAGCCUGCUACAGGGCCACAGCCAUCUCUGGGAGUUAGUUUUGGAACGCCAUUCGGCUCAGGUAUUGGCACUGGCUUGCAAUCAAGUGGCUUAGGUUCUUCAAGCCUUGGAGGUACACUUUAACUUUUCUAACCUUUCAUUGAAUUAUUAUACAGCACAUCUGAAUCUCUUGAAAACCUUUAACUCCGGUAAGAGGAUUAUCUCUUUCAGGGAAGGACCUGAUAAUUUGGCAAUCUGCAUUUUCCAGACUCCUUCGUGCCUUGCAGAAGGAAUUGCUAAGGCUGAUACGAAGGCGAAUAAGCUAUUGUAGUAAAAACUCAGGAUGAAGUAAUCACACAGAAGUUCUGUUCUUAAAGCUAGGGAAGUGCAUCAAGUGCAUCCUUUUAGAACUACAACUUGACUUAAUUUUACAUAUAUGAAAGUUAGGCAUCUGAGACAUUGGAUCAUGCUGUAGCUAAUACAUAGAAGUCUUUCACUCGUAUGUACAACUGCUAACUAUAGGGACUAAUUUCUGCUUGGAUUAAGACAAGAAUAAAUGCUAAAAAAUUACUACAGUUCUGGGAUCCUGACUGCUGAAAAAUACUUGCUUUAGCUGUCAUUCUGUCCCUCAGUGCUGAGGUAGAAGGAAAACCCCUGCCUUGAGCUGAAAAAGCAACAUUUGAAAGUGAGGAAAAAAUAUUUAUAAAAAUGUUAAUAGUGCUGGUGGGGAAUAUAUUCCAAGAGGACACAUCAACUGUGAAAGAGUAGGUGGCAGUAAAAAAAAUAUGAUAUUUUCAUGUAAAUAUAAUUAAUUUUCAGUAGUUGAGCUACAAGUAGAAUCUAAGUGAUCAGUAGGACCUAAUCUGCAUGUAAAUUUCCUAGCUGUAUAGGUCAGGGGUUCCUACAGUGGAAGUCAAAAGACGCUAGUGUCUUCUGAAGCUUUUGUAUGAGAUCUGCAAAAAAAAUUUUUACAUCUGCUAAGCACAAGCUUAUGUUGUGGUUUUUCUUGUUACAUCCUCUCUGCAGCCUCAGUCCUCACCACUACGUUUUGCCUCUGAGCUGAGCCUGUGAGUCAGUGUUGCAAUGUAUUGAAACUAAUUAAACAUCACUCGGUAUUGGAAAGAUGUACUUGAACGCUGCAUCACUUUUACCUGAAAUGAUCGCCUUGAAAUUGUCUUUAAAUCUACCAGUGUCCUUUCUCAUCUGAUUUUAAGUGUUUUCAGAUAAAAGUCUGUACACCUAAGCAGGAAAAAAUAACAGAAUAAUGGACAAGAUGGAAAGUACUUCUGAAUUUCCAGGUUAUUCCCACAAUGUUUUGAAUACCCUAAAUAAUCCAAUUAAAUUCUCCCUUUUCAACCAAAGAGGUUGUAGACUUACAAAGAUGAUUUGUAUAUGUUCACCAAUCUUGGUAAUGGAAAUUGAAGAACAUUAUUCUUUCAAACUGAUGGACACUUGCUUCUAGGUUUGUCAUAGAGGACCAGCGUGUAUUCUUUUUUUGCUAGUUCUCUGCUUAAGAAGGCAUUUGCUUACAUUUAAUCUAUUCUGCAUUAAUUGGAAAUUUUUUUGUCUUUCAACAACUCAAGGAGACUCCUGGAGAGAAGCAAGUGUAGAAUAAUAAAGGAACACGUGCAAAAUAUCCUGCAGGUGUGCCCUUGGAAACAAAUUAGCAAAAUUAAUACUGACGAUUUUUUUUAUUUAUUUUUUUUACAGGAUAACUUAAAUGUUGUACUCUUGAAAAACCAUUUUAAUCAGGGAAAUUUGUGCUCUUUCUAUGAUAAAUAUUCUGUGAAUUUUAUCUGUGAUAAACAUAGAGACUUUUGCAUUUGUUUAAGAUAAGUAGCAUAUAGAUCCUAUGCUUCAUUAAAUAUUUGCAGACACCUUGCCUGACCACUGGUAAUUUAUUUCAAACUAGACAGGACAAAAUAUUCUAUUACUUAAACUACUGUACAUUUGAAUUAUAUUUGCCAUUAUAUGCUCUUAAAACUUACUCAGUUUAAAAAUUACAGAAGACUAGAGAGCACUGCUUCAUUGUGUGUGUGUUCAAUCAUUACUAGUUUUAAAAUCUAAAAAUUAUUUCUCUACAGGAAUGGUAAAGGCUCAAUUUGAAGUAAAGCACAAGUAUUUUCCCUGACUCUUGAAACUUAAGAUCGGGACAUAAUUUCCUCAAAUACAAAUACUGUUCUUCUUGAAAGCCUCUCAAGACAGCCAAAGUCACAGAAUAUGUUUCUCUUUUGGUUCCUUUUGUCUGGCCUCUAUCUCAAAUUGCCAAUAUCAGCUUUACCUUUGACAUAAUCUUACAUUAACCGCAGAUUUUGAAGUCUUAAAAUGUCAUAAUAUAAAUAUUUUAAAUGUCAAUUACAAAGUUAACAGAAUGUAAUUUUAUUACUGCUAUAUGUUUAUGGCUAACCUUUGUGUUUAUUUUUCCAAUUAAAUAUUAAUGAAAUUCUGUUCUGUUUUUUAACCUGUUUUGUGGUCUCCUAGAUAAAGCUGGUCCCAACUAACCUGGUGGGGAGAGAACUCUAAAAUAAGCCAAAUAUAAACUUUAGAAAAUGUUUCCUCUGUUUUAAGCAUAGCGAAUUUUUCUGUUAAACUUUGGAUGAAGAUUGCAGCUUUCUGUGAUAGAAGCAAUAUCACUUGUGUCUGAGUCUUCUGAUUUUUGGCCCAUUUGUUUACCAUUUUCUUGUCAAUUUAACAGCAAUUCAAUAGCAAUUUCAUCAAGUCUGGUAGUUUACUUGACCUUGUAUAAAGCUUUUCCUUUACUCAGUUUUGUAUUUUGAAGGAAGUAUUUUUCUCCAGUGCUUCCUUGUUUGCACUGUUCUCUUAAUACAGUGCUGUGUUGAGAAGAAAAUACUCACGAUGCAAUAAUCUUAGGAAUAAGACCAAAAACUUGUAUGUC